Messenger RNA from Talaromyces marneffei, 1794 nucleotides. RefSeq lists its product as uncharacterized. Lineage: Eukaryota; Fungi; Ascomycota; Eurotiomycetes; Eurotiales; Trichocomaceae. The transcript has 2 exons. The record is from RefSeq and is a predicted model, not a curated record. Bases 1 to 1794 code for a protein of 597 amino acids.
AUGGUUUACGAAUGGGAAGGGAAGCGAGAGCUAUGCUAUCAGAUGUACAUUGUCGAUAAGAAAGGCCUGGACGAGAUUAUGGAGUACAUGAAGAACACAUAUCAGUUCGCUCCGAGUAAACGCGCCUUCCAGACACAAUUUAAACGAUGGGGUUUUCCUUCGAAACAAAACCCCGCCCACAAAAACACACAACUCGUCGCUCGGGUCAAAGAACUAUGGGAGCGGAAUGUUUGCCAACGGGAUAUGCUAAAGAUCUUGAACGAUGAGGGUUACGAUAUCAAAGAACGAGAGCUCAUGCGUGUUCGCGCCAAAAAUCGAUGGCUUCUCCGAGUACCUAAUGGCAUGAAGUCGCAGACAACAACCCAGUCACCAAUUGAAACGUCCGUGGAAGAAGGCGUGCUUUCAUUACAACAUGAGAUGUAUAACGGUCAUGAUGGUUUCCCUGGCGAUGAUGAACCGCUAGCUGAGCAAUCAUCCGUUUUAUCAUCCUUCUCGACAAGCUUGUCACCAGAAGUCCUAGCAAAAAGAAAAGAACGCCUCGAGCGAUUACAAGCAGAGAGCGCUGAACGCUGGGCAACGAAAAAGCGACGUCGUCGAACUCGCGGCUGGGCAGGCUUGCCAGCUGAUCCGCCGGGCCCACCACGUUUCCCAUCAGAAACCACUCUCGACGAGAGUAAACAGUAUCUCAACCUGGAUGCUGCAAUGUAUCGUCAAAUACGCGACGAAUUUCAGAGAAUAUGCCAGGAGGCUGGCUUCCUCAAGAAAACAAUUGCCGGUCCUGAACGAUGGCAGGAAGCCAAAAAUAGGUUAAUACGUGAAUCGCCGCACUUGAGAAGUGUGUUUUAUGUAGAUCCAAGCAUGCCGGACGAUACCCAGCUAGAGGCAAAAAAUCUCGCAUUAGACGUUGUCUGUACCGAUGUUACCAAACGCAUGCGGACUCUGGAAAGUCGAAUGACCAUCGCAGAAGCCAAAAACGCACUAGGAAUCAACCCGGAAGAGAGUCGGCAAAUUCGACAUGCAUUUUAUAGUACUUUGAAAGCCGACCAUUUUACUAGCAAGUUGGAAGCAGGAGAUGAACAUUGGAAUGAACUCAAGCAGCAAUGGAUUCAAGGGUCAGAAUUACUGCAACGAAUCUUAGCGCCGGGUCUCUCCGAUCCUAAUCACACCACCAAGGUCAAGGCUAUUGAAGUGCUAUGCCGCGAUGUCAUGAAACGCCUUCGAGAUGAUCAAGCCAAACGAGAUCCAUUAAAGAAACGAGCUUCUAGCUCCAAGCAACCCAAAGCACGAAAUCACAACAAUACAGAAAACGCUACCUCCAAUGCAUAUACCCAUGGAAUCAGCAAUCUAGCCUCCGAAGCGCUUGCGAGUGCAUCCAUGGCAUCAAAUGACCUCGGUGAAAUGCAAAUAGACCCAUCCUUACUUCAAGCGGCAAACGAUACAUCACUUGCUCAAGCACUCCAACAAAAUAGCGACCCAGCCUUCAACUAUGUUGACACCUUACUCCAGAGCCCAUCAAUACCCGUUUAUUUCCGCAUCAGUCCACAAAGCCAAAGCCACACGGCAUCAAGGACGUGGAUUGGGAAAAUAAGUUCAACGUCCCUUGUGGAGCUGCAGAAUCUAAUCCAAGCAAAAUACCCCGAUUCUGUGGUGACGAGGGUCGAGGGUGUCGAAAAGGAUGAAAGAGGAGGCGAAGUGUUGCUUUUGAUCGAGGAAGAUGACGAGUUGGAUGCAUAUCUGAGCCACAUGCAUGGCAAAAAGGCAUCAUUCUUGAUUUGUUUGAGUCCAAAAGUAUGA